AUGCCCUGCGCGAAAUCUUGUUAUGAUAACCAAUCAGAUCAACAUGCAACUACCCCUAUAAUCGGGUUUCCUUAUUCGCAUUUCAAUCUAGGAAAUGUUAGCGUUAGCGUUAGGGAUAAUUAUAAUAAAAUCAUCAUUGAACGUGCACGAUUUUGUGACAAGGAUAGGCGUAAUACGUUUAUUGAGACUGUCCUAAAACAUAGUUUGUUAAUUAUUGCAAACCGUAUUCCCAGUCAAAAAUUCGAUGAAUUAGUCCUUAAAGGGUUAAAUAUCUAUAUGGCUGGCAGCAAUGACUUUUAUUCGCAACGUGAACAACUAAAAAAUUUGAAUUUGCCUCUUACCACCACAUCAUUACGUGCACUGACCCCAUUCUGUAAAGUCCAUACCCUCCUUAAACAAGUUCACAAAACGGGUCUUGGUUCAUCGGCAGCACUAACAACUUCCCUGGUUGCAGCUUUAUUUGUUUAUUUCGAAUGCGUUGAUAAAGUUAAUGAUGAUGUCAAGGAAAGAACGUUAAUUCAUAAUGUGUCACAGUUUUGUCAUUGUCUUGCUCAAGGCAAAGUUGGAUCAGGGUUUGACAUUUCUGCCGCCAUUUGGGGAAAAUUUAAGAUGGUUCUUGCUGAGGUAGAUUCUGGAUCUAAUACACCAAGCAUGGUAGGAAAAGUAUUAGCAUGGCGUAAAGAAAACUCUGAACAAGUUCGUCAAUUGCUACGUGACAUGUCAAACAUGUCGGAUGCACCAAUCGAACCACCUAUGCAAACAAGAUUACUCGAUGCAUGUACAGAGGUUCCUGGUGUAAUUAUGGCUGGUGUCCCUGGUGGUAUUGGAGAUAAUUUUAUUACGCAAGUUGAAACCGUUUGGGAAAAUUGGAACGAAAUGAGUGUUGGACCUUUACUAACAAGAGAAUCUUCAGAUGGAUUUAUGAAAGAGAACUUAGAGAAU
Messenger RNA from Racocetra fulgida, 942 nucleotides. Lineage: Eukaryota; Fungi; Glomeromycota; Glomeromycetes; Diversisporales; Gigasporaceae. The record is from the annotation of a GenBank genome assembly.